Messenger RNA from Sodiomyces alkalinus F11, 723 nucleotides. Its product is annotated as mitochondrial import inner membrane translocase subunit TIM23. Lineage: Eukaryota; Fungi; Ascomycota; Sordariomycetes; Glomerellales; Plectosphaerellaceae. The coding region runs from base 1 to 723 and encodes 240 amino acids. Gene Ontology annotation, cellular component: mitochondrial inner membrane; TIM23 mitochondrial import inner membrane translocase complex. The transcript has 2 exons. The record is from RefSeq and is a predicted model, not a curated record. Gene Ontology annotation, molecular function: transmembrane protein transporter activity. Gene Ontology annotation, biological process: protein import into mitochondrial matrix.
AUGUCGUCUCUCUGGAACCUCUUUUCAGGACAAAAGUCCUCCUCCCAACCCGACUCGGUCGGCGCAUCGUCGGCGCAGCCUCACCAACCGCACACAAGUAUCGAGCCGACAACCUCCUCCCACUUCGAUCCGACAGCGGGUCAAGGCGUCGAGUCCUUCUUGCAAAGCUCCUCCUUCGCGGACCCCUCUCAACUCCAUCCUCUCGCUGGUCUGAACAAAGAGACUCUCGAAUACCUCACACUUGAAGACGGUGCCCUCUCCCAGGUCCCCGGCAGCCAAUCCGUCCUUCCAUCCAGGGGCUUCACAGAUGACCUAUGUUACGGAACAGGCAUAACAUAUCUCACUGCUCUGGGUAUUGGGGGCGCAUGGGGCUUGCGGGAAGGCUUGUUGAGGUCCGAAGGGCAGCCGCCCAAGCUGAGGCUGAACUCGGUUCUGAACGCGGUGACCCGCCGCGGUCCCUUCCUCGGUAAUUCCGCUGGCGUUGUCGCCAUCACAUACAACUGCUUCACCGGCGCGAUUGGUUACUUCAGAGGGAAGCACGAUUCCGCGAACACAAUCGCGGCUGGCGCGCUUAGUGGUAUGCUUUUCAAGAGCACGAAGGGCCUUCGGCCAAUGAUGAUUUCCGGCGGCAUUGUUGCAACUGUCGCUGGAGCCUGGGCGGUUGUUCGGACAACCUUCUUUGCCGCUUCCCACUCAGGCGAGCAAGAGCAUGCCACAUUGUAA